Molecule: messenger RNA, 358 nt
Organism: Ochotona princeps (American pika)
Lineage: Eukaryota; Metazoa; Chordata; Mammalia; Lagomorpha; Ochotonidae
Gene: ATP5ME
Product: ATP synthase membrane subunit e
Exons: 4
Coding region: 83-298 (71 amino acids)
Biological process (GO): proton motive force-driven ATP synthesis
Molecular function (GO): proton transmembrane transporter activity
Source: RefSeq, a predicted model, not a curated record
GCCCACACCAGUGCUAGCGCAGCCUCCCUUGAGGCCACCUCGCUCUGCGGAUUGUGCUUCCGGUGCGAAGGUCACAGACAAGAUGGUGCCGCCUGUGCAGGUGUCUCCGCUCAUCAAGCUCGGCCGCUACUCGGCGCUGUUCCUCGGUGUGGCCUAUGGAGCCAAGCGACACAGUUACCUGAAGCCACGCGCGGAGGAGGAGAGGAGGGUGGCCGCGGAGGAGAAGAAGAAGCAGGACGAGCUGAAGCGCAUCGCGAGGGAGCUGGCUGAAGCCCAAGAUGAAAGCAUCCUGAAGUGAGGAAGGGUCACCUGGAACCUCAGGAACCAAUUAAAGCUCGGACACCGGAACCUGCUCGUG